Messenger RNA from Condylura cristata (star-nosed mole), 4246 nucleotides. It is a transcript of the gene RGS3, whose product is annotated as regulator of G-protein signaling 3. Gene Ontology annotation, biological process: signal transduction. Gene Ontology annotation, cellular component: plasma membrane; nucleus. The transcript is spliced from 7 exons. The record is from RefSeq and is a predicted model, not a curated record. Bases 1954 to 3459 code for a protein of 501 amino acids. Gene Ontology annotation, molecular function: protein binding. Lineage: Eukaryota; Metazoa; Chordata; Mammalia; Eulipotyphla; Talpidae.
UAAUCUAUGAAGGAAAAGAAUAGAAUCUUUAAGAGAAAAUAUUAUUUAGAUCGCUAUGUGCAUGGGCACAGGGCGAGAGUAAAACUUUAUAAAAAAAAUAAUAUAAUAGUUUAUUUUUACAUCAUUUUGUGCAUUUUUCCAUCUCAGUUGCAAUCCCCUUGGGGAGAGUAAACCUUUUAAAGUAAAAGCUGCAGACUAGAAAAGUUAGCUAAUCCAGAUCUUGGGAAAGUGUUCCAGGCAGACAGGACAGGCUGUGAAGAGCGCCUGGGUUGGGAAGGGCUUGGCAUGCUGGGGGGACCAGCCCAGGCCAGCGUGGCUGGAGUUCUCGUGGACGAGGACCAGGUUGGGGCGAACACUCAGGGGAGCCACUGAAAGCUUUUGAGAAGGAGUCACUGCGUUUCACAGGAAUUUCUGUAGAUCAGAGACCCCAAGGAGGGGCCCAUGUGGGUGUGAGGCAACUAAUUAGGGGGUUCCUUCAGUCCUCCAGGUGAGGGUUGAUGGGGACUGAGGACAUGGGUUCGUGAAUGCCCAGACCUUAGGACACGGUGGAGUUUGUGGAGUAAGAUGAGAUCAUUCCUUCUCCCGUGUCUUGCUUUCCCAUGGAGGCGGCUGAGGUGGGACUUACCUCACAGAGCCUUCCGCUCAUCAGGCCCAAGUAGGGACUAGUGCUGAGUUCUGGAAUUGGGGGUUGGGAGCAGUGGGUGCUUAGCCUGGUCAUUGUGGUAAGUUCAUGGCCUCCAGGCCUCAGCAGGGCUUACCUGUGUUACUCCUCCACCCCACACUGUCCCGUCUGUCUGAGAGGAAGCUGGAACACAGCCCUCUGGAAGCGGAUCUGGUUUGCUUUCUGCAGAGCUACCAGCGGCAGACGCUGGGGACUGGUGGGGCUCAGCAACUCUGGUGGAGAAAGCCCACCAAUGGGGGACAAUGAUUAGAGAUGCCCCCCCAGCUGGAGCCAGGCUGCUCUCACGGCCUUUUCUAGCUGCCAAGACCUAGAGGAAGGGAAACUGAGGCCACCGGUGAGAGUAGCGUAGCUCACAUGUAGGAGAGUGAGUAGGAUGAGGGUCACUAGCAUUGAGAAAGGGGGUCAGAGACACUGGAGAGGUUGCUCAGGCCCCCUCUGGGUGGUGUCCUGCAUGGCCUCAGUAUCUUUAGAGAAGGGUGUUGGGUCCUGAUAAGUUUGUUCAGCAGUUGUGGCCACAUGAACCCCAAAAAGGGCCCCCCCCCAACAGAAAAUGCCUCCCUCACCUACAGUUCUCUCCAGCCUAGGAAAGAUCAGAGGUGUGGCCAUAGCAGCACCCUAGCAGGAUGGGAUGUAUCUGCCCACGACCAGGCCAGCACCCCCACCCGGCUGGGAAGCGGACUUGGCCUGAGGCCUGAACUGGGACCAGCAACACGGCGUCUGUGAGCCAGGACUCAGCCGCAGGGUUCGUUGUGGGAGGCCGAGCAGCACAGGCAGCAGGCUGCACUUUGAUUUCAUUUGAUUCCCUCCCGAAAUGACAUUAAGAAUGUGAACACAGGAGAACCGCCUGUCUGGAAAGGCAGCAAGCUUGUCUCUCCCAGACCCGACGAGCUGGCGCUGUAGGCCAGACAGGUGCACAGGACAGGCGUGCUGGCCCCAGGGACGCAGGGGAGGCCAGUGGCAGGGCCCCAAGCCCAGGCUGUGCCGGGGGGGUUUGGACAUCAGCCCCCGGAGGGCCCUGCCGGUCUUCCUGGGGGCAGUGGUGAGCCACAGUGCCAUUGCUGCUCUGCCUCUCCAAUCAAUGGAACAAUUAAUUUGGCUCCAUGGACUCGAGAAGAUGAAAUAUGACCCGGUGGCCACUGCUCUUCAGCAUUCCAGUCUGUCCAGUCGUCUAGGAUGAUGAACAAGCUACCGAGAUUGCACUGGAGAGUCAUAAUCACGGGAAACACGGCCAGCCCCGCCCUCCACAUCCAUCACGCUCAGAAGCACACACAAUGAUGUUUGAGUCGGAGGCUGAUGAGAAGAGGGAGAUGUCCUUGGAGGAAGAGAAGGGGCCAGGUGCUAAGGACUCCCUACCCAGCAAGGACACCUCUCCUGGCCAGCAGUCUUCUCCGGGACAAGGGCUUCCACCCAGUAAGGACUCAGAGUCUUCCGGCCAAGAAUCGGUGUCCAGUGAAGCGCCACCUGCUUGCAAGGAAGGCCCUCCAGCCCAAGAACUCGCGCCAAGCCAGGACUCCCUCCCAGGCCAGGAAGUCCCUACGGCCCCCGACCUCCCUCCGUGCCAGGACCUUCCUGCCGGGCAAGAGCUCCCUCCCACACAGGACCCCCCUCCCACCCAGGACCUUCCUCCCUGUCAGGACCCGCCCUCCAGCCCGGUGCUGCUGCCAGCUGAGGCCCUUGCUGAGGAGACCACGAGUUCUGGGGACCCACUAGCAGCUACCGGGGACCCGCCCGUGGCCCCCAAGCCGGCCUUCGUGAUCCCUGAGGUCCGGCUGGAUAGUGCCUACAGCCAGCCAGGGGCAGAGGGGGGCAGCUCGGGCGAUGAGGACGACGCCGAAGAGGAGGGGGACGAGGGGGACGAGGGUGAGGACUACGAGGACGAGGACACGAGCGAUGACAACUACGGCGAGCGCGGCGAGGUCAAGCGGAGCAGCAUGAUCGAGACCAGCCAGGGCGCCGACGGGGGCCUCUCUCUGCGGGUGCAGAAUUCCUUACGGCGCCGCACCCACAGCGAGGGCAGCCUGCUGCAGGACACCCGCGGGCCCUGCUUCUCCUCCGACACCACCCUGCACUGCUCGGAUGGCGAGGGCGCCACGUCCUCCUGGGCCAUGCCUUCGCCCCGCACGCUCAAGAAGGAGCUGGGCCGCAACGGCGGCUCCAUGCACCACCUUUCCCUCUUUUUCAUGGGCCACAGGAAGAUGAGUGGGGCGGACACGGUUGGGGACAGUGACGAAGCCUCCCAGAAGAGAAAGAGCAAAAACUUAGCCAAGGACAUGAAGAACAAGCUGGCCAUCUUCAGGCGGAGGAAUGAGUCCCCUGGGGCCCAGCCAGCGGGCAAGGCAGACAAAAUGAUGAAGUCCUUGAAGCCUACCUCGGAAGAAGCCCUCAAGUGGGGCGAGUCCUUGGAGAAGCUGCUGCUUCACAAAUAUGGGUUAGCAGUGUUCCAGGCCUUCCUUCGCACUGAGUUUAGUGAGGAGAACCUGGAAUUCUGGCUGGCGUGUGAGGACUUCAAGAAGGUCAAGUCACAGUCCAAGAUGACAGCGAAAGCCAAGAAGAUCUUUGCUGAGUACAUCGCAAUCCAGGCGUGCAAGGAGGUAAACCUGGACUCCUACACACGGGAGCACACCAGGGGCAACCUGCAGAGCGUCACGCGAGGCUGCUUCGACCUGGCACAGAAGCGCAUCUUCGGGCUCAUGGAAAAGGACUCGUACCCACGCUUCCUCCGCUCGGACCUCUACCUGGACCUCAUUAACCAGAAGAAGAUGAGUCCUCCACUUUAGAGGCUGCCAGGGUAGAUAGAACUCACUGUUGACGCCAAGCGGGCUGGGGCCCCCUCCCACCCGCCUCCCUCCCCUCUGCAGCAGAGGGGGCAAGCACGCCCCCGGAGGUUACGUCUUUGGACAGACAGAUGGACAUUUGGAUGCGAGGCCUGGACCAAGAGAGACCCAGGCCACUGGAGGAGUAGAAGGUCUGGCCCUGGGUGGGGGGGGCUCCCCACUGCACCGGUACAAGGGGGCUCAAGGGCCUUGGCAGGCUGGGGACCCUGGCUGAGCCAGAUCUGGAGCUCCUGCUCCCUGCUAAGGAGACUCUGAGUUGACCAAGUUCCUCAAAGAACUGGCUGAUGGGGCAGGGGACCCGGGGCUGGGCUCAGGGGUCCUCCUGGGUCGCGGGGGCCACUGGGACUCAACUCAGACCCUCGCCUGAGUUUUAUUUAUUUCAACGGUAGUUGGAUGCUUGGCACGUCGUCCUGUGAUAGGAAACCUUUGCCUCAUCAGUUUUCCUAAUUUACAAGUGCAAUAUUUUAACCAACGCCUUGUGAAAAGCCGCCUCGACAGAAGGUGGGCACCACUUUCCAGCAUCAGGGGAUUCGCUGGUCCUGGAUACCAGCGGCAGGCAGCUGGGUCUUGUAACGGGGCCUGAGGGGCGUGUGCUGCAGCCUGACCUCUCAUGGAAAUGCAGCACCCCUGGGUCAGGUGUCCCUGGGGGGCUCCGGGAAAGCGUGGCACCCUCAGACCACACAGUAGCCAAGUUCUGGAGCAAAUAAAAGGCCUGUGUUAUUUCUUGUUG